Xyrichtys novacula (pearly razorfish) is the source of this 382-nucleotide messenger RNA. The record is from the annotation of a GenBank genome assembly. NCBI's taxonomy places the organism in Eukaryota, Metazoa, Chordata, Actinopteri, Labriformes, Labridae.
AUGAAGUCUAAUGACAUGACAGCUGUACGACAUCUAAUGUUUGCUUCACGCAUCAAUCUUCUUCUCUGUUUUGGUGACAUCCUUCAUCCUUCAGGUGGCGCUCAUUAAUGACACAGAGAGAAAAGAGGUGUGGCCUGAGGCGGUCUCACUCCAUCCCAGUUUGGAGCAGUCAAAGAUUUCUCGACGUUUAGCUGCAGAAACAGUCGUUCAGCUCUACAACAGCUUCAUCUUCAUGAGUUUGUUCGUCUUCCUUCAUGAGUUUUUCAAGCAGCUGAUCCUCCCAUUGACCCUCUUCUCCAGUAACCACUCCCCCACCCAGAGACCGUGCUGGCACGCCUUCAGAGCAGCGGCGGCAGAUAGCGAGAAGGACCGGGGGCUCUGA